GGUGUUCAAAAGACUGUAAGCAUUCGUUAUGAAUUCCCAGAAGAUCUGCCAGAGAUGAAGAUAAUUGGAAAUGCUAAGCAACAGGCUGAGGAAAUUCUGAAGGAGGCCGAUCGCUGGGAAAACAUCCCUCUAGAGGCUCUCCCCAAGUACAUAGACCUUAGCCAACUGUGCCGUCGUUUGACUGUAGAGGAGAUGAAUGUCCUUUUCAAGACAGUUGAGCACAAACCCAAACCCAGACAUCUCCUGCUGAGUUCAAUCUUAUAUGCAGGCCGUCUUGACCCCAUGAAGUUUCUCAAAGAAAAACUGAUCAAAGGCGAACUGCAGAAAAUGGAACUUUAUUGGCUCCUUCCCAUAAUGUUCCACACUGCCAGCCCGGAUGUUGCUAGAAUAGAGGAAACAGCUCGCCUAGCAGCCGAAAUUCUCAACCAUGUUCAUAGUACUGGGCCAUUAGUGCUUGAGAAGCUUGUCAUCCUGGCAUAUGGAGCUUUCGUCUCCAGACAAUGUUCUCUGGGUCAAAGUUGUCCCAACAAAUUGCUUGAGCCCAUCCACAACCUCCUCACUGAGGCAGUCACGCACCAUGAUGAGAAACGCAUAAUAUUGGCUCUGAAGUCUAUUGGCAAUGCUGCUCAGCCAGCCAGCUUGAAAUUAGUGAGACCCUUGGCCCAGAAUGAUAAACACAGCAAAUUUGUCCAGGUUGUUGCUAUUCAAGCGCUCAUGAAAAUUGGCAGACGGGAUCCUGCAAAGGUUCAUGGCAUUCUAAUGCAGAUCUAUAUGAACUCUUCUGCUCCUAUUCAAGCUCGAAUUGUGGCUUGCAUGGCCAUCUUUGAAACAUACCCAACUCUCCCAGUUAUCACAGCUGUCGCUAAUGUUGCAUUCAGAGAGAGGGAGCCAGUGCUUGUCUCCUUUGUCUACUCUCAGCUGAAGGCUUGCUCCAAACUCAGGCUCCCAAUGUACUACAACCUGUCUUCUUAUUGCCAUGUGGCCUUGAAACUUAUGAAUCCUUGGUUUUUCCCAAAGAGUGGAAAUUACAGCAAAGUUGUUUAUUUGAACAUAUUCAAUACUCUUCACAGAUUUGGUGGCAUUUCUAAAUUUAUUGUGAUUGACAACCCCAUAAGACCAUUCCCCUCAUAUCUCAUCUUCAACUCAGAAGUAACUUUCUCUGGCGUAGUUGUUCGGCCAAUUGGGUUUACAGUUGAAUUUGGCGGCGUAAAGGAAUGGUGGGCAAACCUCAAUCGGCCAACUGAGCAAACCUUUAGCCAUCAGAAGAUUAAAGAUACAGAAAGACAGCUGCCAGGAUUCAAAGACUUAGCCCUUGAGAAUCCUUUGCUUGGUAGUUCACUCUCCUUUAUGGACAAAGAAUUCAUGUAUAUGACCACUGAAGAUGCAAUACUACUUGGGAAGUUAGAGGAAGGAAGACUUGGGCCUCAAGCAAUUGGAUUGAUUUAUCAGUUCAUCAAAAAUGUUGAUGAGCGAUGGAUUCUAUCUCUGAUUCUGGAGGGUCGAUAUAUGGUUCCUAGUGCUUCCGGUCAAUUGAUUGAUUUUAGUGCCAGUGGCAUUUUUAUGCCAUAUACUACAUUUAAGGGAAAAGAAUUGGAAAAUGAAGCAGAUCAGAAGAAGACUCAUAAUAUCCAAAAGGGACUUCAUCUUGAGAGCUCAUCUAGCCUCCAAGGAUUUGGAAAGUUUGUGUGGGGACUGAACACAGGACCUUCCGUACACAUCGUGGAAAUCACAGGCAAAUUCAGGGCACAAGCUUCCCUGAAAAUGAAAGCCACAUUGGAAGCUGAGAAGGUUGAAUUUGAAAUUGAACCAGUCCAUGACAAAUAUGAGCUGGCAGUGGCAAGCCACGAGGCACAUGUUGUUGCAAGGCACCUGGAUUAUGAGAAGAAAGCUCCAGUCUUUCCCAAAAGACCUGUUGAGGAUAUCUUGAAUGAAGAGUUCCAGCCAAGGGGAAGCGGCAUUAAACAAUCAAGGUCCUCCUACAAAAAAGACACUAGAGAUUGGUGUCUUGCAGUCCCCGUGGUCCCCAUAAAGCUCUGCCGGGAGACUGUGAAGAAAACAGAUGAUGUUGUGCCCCUCCGGAACACAUGGCUGCACUUCUUAUGUGAAAGCCAUGAAACCAAGCUUGUGCUGACACCAGUUGUUGCUAUGGAGAAGAUCAAAGGAGAAAUCCAACUUGGUCUUGGGCAAUCCAGGAUGAAAAGAGAAGCCAAACAGCAUGGAGUAAGGGAUGAGUGCCACAGUAUCCCAAUUCCACCCGAGGGCCAGGCGGGUGUGUGCAAAGCUGACUAUAGUCCUGUCUGUGGCAGUGAUGGUAAAACCUACGGAAACCUGUGUACCUUUUGUCAUGCCAAAUGGGAUAGUGGAAACGCGAUCACACUAGCCCAUCAAGGUGAAUGUGAGCGAAAGGAUGAGUGCCGCAAUAUCCCAAUUCCACCCGAGGGCCAGGAAGCUGCGUGCCAAUAUGACUACAGCCCUGUCUGUGGCAGUGAUGGUAAAACCUAUGGAAACCUGUGUUCAUUUUGUGAUGCCAAAAGGAAAAGUGGAAACACUAUCGCAAUAGCCCAUCAAGGUGAAUGUGACCGAAAGAAUAUGUGCCGUGACCAACCAUCUCCACCUGGCGGAGGUGAUCGCCCAUGUACAAAGGAACGUAGACCUGUCUGUGCCAGUGAUCGUAAGACCUACGCAAACUCGUGUUGCUUCUGUAACGCUAGACGGCGAAGUGGAAAUACUCUCACAGUGAUCCAUGAAGGUGAAUGUGAGCAAAAGGGUGGAAGCAAGUGGCAGAAGAAACCUUACAAGCAAACCGAACAGCAGUUUGGUGAAUGCUAUGCAAACUCAGACAGUUCCAGCUCUUCUUCCUCUAGCUCUUCUUCCUCCAGACCUUCUUCUUCAGACUCCUCCAGUUCUUCCUCCUCCAGUGCUACCUCCUCUGAGCCCUCUUCUUCAGACUCCUCCUCCUCUUCCUCCUCCUCUAGUUCCUCCUCUUCUAGUUCCUCCUCCUCUAGUUCCUCCUCUUCUGAGCCUUCCACUAAAAAAAGACAAGGGAGGAAGAAAAGGGACAGCAGCAGCAGUGACACUGAGAGCAGUAGUAGUAGCAGCAGCAGCAGCAGUGACACCAAGAGCAGCAGUAGCAGCAGCAGCAGCGACACCAAGAGCAGCAGUAGCAGCAGCAGCAGCAGUAGUAGCAGCAGCAGUGACACCAAGAGCAGCAGCAGCAGCAGCAGCAGCAGCAGCGAGAGCAAGGGGACACGCCGCCAUGGAAACAAGCGCCUUUAUCAGAAGAAAUCUAAAUACAGUUCUUCCAGCAGCAGUGACACCAAGAGCAGCAGUAGCAGCAGUGAUGACACCAGCAGCAGCAGUGACACAAGGAGCAGCAGCAGUGACACAAGUAGUAGCAGCAGCAGUGACACAAGUAGCAGCAGCAGUCAGAGUUUUGAGAAGAGACCACGAGAGAUUUACCAAUACUCUUUCAAGUCCAUGAAACAGCAGUGGACCAAGCAGGAAACUGAUCGCAAACAGAGACCAAGGAGCAGCAGCAGCAGCAGCAGCAGCUCCUCUACUGCAACUUCUAGCUCCAGCAGUGAGGAAGAUAGAAACAUUCCGAGAAAAUGGAUAAAAACUGUCAAAAUUAGUAUUCUCAUCAUCCGUCGUGAUGCCAAGCUGCAUGGAUCUGACAUUGUGAUAUAUAAAGCUCCCAACUGGCUAAGAUUGAUUGCUACAGACAUUACACUGCCAGGCAAGCCAUUUAUCUGCUGGGACUCUGGAAUAGUCAACCCUUACAAAGCCAAGUCGUCUUUGAAGGCAGGCCAGGAUUGCAAGGAAUACGAGGUCACAACUGAAGUGGAGACUGGUUCUUUGGCUGAUCAUCCAGCAAUUCGUUGGAAACUUGCAUACCCCAAGAUCCCUUCCACAGUGUCUGACAUUUUUAAACGGUACUAUGAACUAAUCCCUGAAAUGGCAUACAUGCUGGGACAUUCACAUAGAAUUCAAAGAAACCCCUCUCAAGAAAUUUCAAUGGUUCUGGCUCUAACCACUCCACGCAGCUACGCCAUGGUUACAAGGAUACCAGAGGGUACUUUCUUUAAAGAGGACCUCAUGCUUCUAUAUGAAAUGCCUUAUAUCAAAACUUCCAAAAUCAUUGAUGUUCCAUCAAGAGUCCUUGCGAGUCUGAAUGGUAUGUGUAAAGUAAGCGGUCAGACAAUCCAAACUUUCCAUGGACAAAUCAUCAACAAAGGAUUGGUUCCCGGCUGUUUCCUGGACUUGUUACAAGACUGUACCUGCCACAAGAACUUUAUGGUGUUGAUUAAAUAUGAACCUGAUAACAAUAUACUGGUCAAUGCCACCAUGGAAUACACGGAGAUUGUCCUCAAGAUUCGUGAUGGAAAACCGUUGUUAGUAAUGAAUGGGACCACCAUACAGAGCAAUGAGCCUUCCUUACGCAAUCUCAGAGAAACAAAUGGUAUCAUUGUUACAGUAGGAGACAAAGAUAUUACUCUGCAGAUGGAGAAAAAUGGAUUGGAGCGACUGUUCUAUGAUGGACGUAAUGUCACGGUUGUGGUGACUCCUAAGAUUGGAUUGGCCUGUGGUCUCUGUGAAAAUUACAACGGAGAAUCAGGACCUCUCAGAACCCCAAGUGGCUACUUGGCCAAAGAUCUUGUCAGUUUUGCCCAGUCCUGGGUUGUUCCUGAUGCCUUAGGUGGAACCUGCAAGCUGCAGCACUCAACAGUGACACAUGAGAAUCCAGUGCUGGCUGCAGAAGAAAAUUCCCAGUGUGUUUCCAACCAUCCCAUUCUGCAGUGCCAAGAAGGGUGCUUGCCCACUGAAACCAGCGAGAUUUCUGCCGGUUUCCACUGUGUGUCAGCUGGGACAACUUUGCCUACUGAAAUGACAAAACUUGUUGAAAAACCUGAAGAUUUUGUAGACACCGUUCGAUCCCACGUGGCUUGCUCUUGUGAUCAGUGAAGCGUGUCUCUACUGCCAAUUCCUACCUGAACCUUAACCUGUAAUAUUGUUUUUUGUGUGGUCCAGUCUCUCAAUUCUGAGCAGCUGAACCUAUGUUAAUUUAAGUAUUGUAAAAGUCUUACUAAAACCUAGAUCUCUGUCCCAUCCCAUCCCAAGUACAGAGAACCAUGAAUUAAAUGAAUGGCUUCCUAAUAAACAAUUGCAUUCAAAAUGA
Messenger RNA from Anolis sagrei ordinatus, 5176 nucleotides. Its product is annotated as vitellogenin-2-like. NCBI's taxonomy places the organism in Eukaryota, Metazoa, Chordata, Lepidosauria, Squamata, Anolidae. Gene Ontology annotation, biological process: cellular response to estrogen stimulus; response to estradiol; lipid transport. Gene Ontology annotation, molecular function: protein binding; lipid carrier activity. The record is from RefSeq and is a predicted model, not a curated record.